AAGGAUUUCAUUAGAUUACGUUUUGUAUCAUGUAAACUACAAAUACAAGUUAGGCUAGGCAAGUUAAAGUUGAUAAAUAAGUGAAUAAAGCUUUAUUAUCGUCAGUAAUAUAUUUCCUUUAAUGCGAUAAUGAUGAGCUGGAGCUAUUUAAAACAUUUUAAUUGGUUGUUUGUUUGUUUUUUUUUAUAUAAUAUAAAUCAAAGUAGCUGUAAAAAAUAAAUCAUAUUUGGAUGAUCGAAAGGUGAUGGAUGGAGAGAUGACGCACUCCUGACGCAACGUCAAGCAGACGGAAAAGUGGCAACGCCUUACAGACAGCGACCAUACAGCUGCCGGAUACUGUACUCAGAAAGGGUCUAACUUCACUACAGAGCUGUACGAGAAGGUCGAUCUUCUUAAACUUGCACAUGUCCAGCUGCCUUCUCUCUGCUCUGAAGCUCGGUCUGCUCAUUCCUGUCAGCUUUUCGUUCUGAGAAUGGUUCUGAGAGUCAUUUCACAGUGGAGAGUUCCAAAUAUGCGAAACAUCAAGGCAAGAAAUGUAUUGAUGGCAGUAGCGCUUGGUGUUUUGCUCCUCCACCUCUAUAAAGAUUUUGUUGACAACAAAGAUAUACGUUUUCACACUGAUAGGAGAGAGAGCCACAUCCAAUUAAGGGAAGCCACCAAAAACAGCUCAUAUGUAUUCUCAUGGCCAAGAUGUCAACAAAACACCUCUGCUGCCAACAUCACGGGGUUCAGCUCUCUACCUAAUAAUAUAAAAGACUUUCUCUACCAUCGCCACUGUCGCCAUUUCCCCAUGCUACUGGACGUUCCUGACAAAUGCGGAGGAGCUAAUGAAUCUGGAGAUGUUUUUCUUCUGCUGGUCAUUAAAAGCGCUCCCGCGAACUAUGAACGCAGAGAGGUGCUACGCAAAACGUGGGCCAAAGAGAGGUUGCACAACGGUGUGUGGAUUCGACGGAUCUUCAUCUCCGGCACGUCAGGUGGUGGUUUUGAAAAGGAAAGACUGAACAAGCUUCUCGAGGUUGAGCAACGUGAGCAUAAUGACAUCCUCCAAUGGGAUUUCAGUGACACAUUUUACAACCUCACCUUGAAGCAGAUACUCUUCCUGGAAUGGAUGGAAAGAAACUGUCCGAAUGCUCGCUUCCUGCUAAACGGUGAUGAUGACGUCUUUGCCAACACGGGUAACAUGGUUGAGUAUCUGCAAAGCCUCAAGGACAAUGACGGAAGCAAGCACCUCUUUACUGGCCAUCUGAUCCAAAAUGUGGGACCCAUUAGAUCAUCAGGCAGCAAGUACUUUAUUCCUGUUCAGGUGCAGGAGUCAGACUCAUACCCUCCUUACUGUGGUGGUGGGGGCUUCCUGCUCUCUGGCUAUUCAGCUUCAGUCAUAUACAAUAUGUCCAAGUCCAUUACCAUUCUUCCCAUUGAUGAUGUUUACAUGGGGAUGUGUCUGGCCAAGGCAGGGCUUGGCCCUGCUUCCCAUAUGGGUGUCAAGACAGCAGGAUUCUACAUUCCAUCCAAAAAUCUAGAUGAAUACCAUCCUUGCUUUUAUAGAGAAGUGUUACUGGUACACAGAUUCCUUCCAGCUCAGUUGUAUCUAAUGUGGCACAGGAUACAUGAUCCAAAGCUACGAUGUGAUCCCCCUAAGUAAAGGCUUUUGUUACACCAAACUAUAACUUAUAGGCAACAACAGAGCUUACUGACAUUCCAAUUCUGAUCGCUUCCAGCUCAAAUGGUCAUAGAAGUGGAAAAGUAUAUCUUUUCCACAUACUGCAUGGAUCAAAAGGUUUUGCUUUUUAAUUUAAUUCUACGUACUGUUUUCUGCAGUUUUAAAUAUGGUGAAAUCUGAACAGACAGAUGCACAGCACUGGCUGUUGUGUUACAAAUACAUUAUAUUUAGUUUUUGUGUCACCAAAAGCUGCAUCUUUCUUUACCAGAUUGUCUAAUGUCACUUAGCAGGUACGAUACAGUUGGAUUGUUAGAUCAUGUUUCUGCUGGAAAAUGGACGCUUUCUGCAGGGAAAAGAAUGGAUGAGAACCAUGAGAUUUGGCCAUGAAGUCUGUCUGCCAGUCCAUGAAAUUUAAAGCUCAACAACCAAAAAAGGCUGAAAGCUUAGAGCUGUUGAGAUGGGUGACUCAAAUGUAGCCAUUGAUUAAUGGUACCAUAAACUGUUAGUGAAGUAAAUGUGCACAUCUGUAAAAAAUUAACAACAUUAAGGCCUGGAUCUUUAAGGAAUUAUCUUCUGCAGUUACCACCCUACUGCUACAUAGAUUGUCAACUACAGUUACAGGGACACUUUCUAAGAUGGUAGCACAACUACUACCUGGUGUUUUCCUACUAUUAAUGCAUAUAUCCAAGUGCAAGUAAUGUUGCUGGCUCUGUCCUGUUAUUUAUGGGAUAUGGCAGCACCAAUCUCAGGGUUUAGGACAACACUAUGUGAGCAGCCUUUAAGUGUAAAGUUAAGCCUCUUUUAGAGGAUUCUCAUUGUAAAAUUAGUCCACAUUAGUAAAGUCAUCGGGUCUGAGAUUUUCUUUUAAUUUUAAUUCAAUUCAAUUUUAUUUAUAUAGCACCAAAUCACAACAACAGCCGUCUCAAGGUGCUUUAUAUUGUAAGAUAAAGACCCUACAAUAAUUGAAUAAUGCAUUUUAAUUAGCAAUAAUUAAUGUUGCAUGAAAUGUCAAUGUAGCUACAACUGAUACAAACUAAAAGUGAAAGAUCUAUGUUUUAAUUGACUAAAGAUCUCAGCUGGAGCACAGCUGCAUUUUACCUACCUCUAUCCAAAAUUAAGGACGUUAAAAAUUGCCAAAGAUUUCAAAAUUAAUUGAAACGUUACCAAUGCGGGCACAGUGAACUGUCAGCUGAUGUAAUAAAUUAGGCUGUGGACACUGAGUAGUUCUUCCUUCAACCAGCUGUAAAUCAAAUAAAAAUUUUAAGAAUUUAUUGUAAUAUUUAAUUCAUACUUUCUGUUUUGUUUUCUUUCUGCAUGUAGAUUGCCUGCUAAGGUUUGCUUCGGUGUGUAAAGUGUGGGAAAAUCAAAAACAGAUGACAUAUAAUCAACCAGUUGAGAGGCAAAGUGCCUUGAAUUACUAUGGUUCAUCUAUAUGGGACUUUUCAUGCUAUGAUUGUAUGAGAGUGUAUUUUGUGGGUUAAUAGAUUAUAGUUGCCAUCAAUUGUGUGUGUGUGUGUGUGUGUGUGUGUGUGUGUUUUGUAACUAGAGCUGUGUAUUUAUUCACAAUACUCUGACUACCAAUUCAUUCACAAUAAUAAGAAGAAGAAAUGUUAUUUAUGUUGCAUUUUUCUUGACAAAGUUAUUGAGUGCUUAAAACUACAUUAAGACAUCAAAAAAUAUUAAAAGAAAAAAGACAAAGGCAAAUAAUGAAGCACUCCUAAAAACAGCAUUUUUACUCAUGUUUGCUGUUGAUUGUUUCAUUAUUUUAAAUUCCACAUAUGCCAUAUUAUGCACCUGAUAUUACAGCCUAACAAUGUCCGGUUCCAGGUGCGAUGGUAAAACCGUCUUGCGAAAUAUACCAUACUAUUUCUCAGGGUUUCUUAAGACUAAAAGUGUAUUUUUUUUAAAUCUUUUUCAUUUUGUUAAGCUUUCUUGUUUUGCUUGUUAUAGCUUCAAUAUUUGUGUUACACAAAGGGAUUUGUGCCUUAUAUCAGUGUUCAACAGAACGCGUGCAUAUGAUUUCAAUUGAGACUUGCAGAACAUCACACUCAGGUGUCAAUCAUAGCCAUUACAAGUGGGUGUCAGUAAGUAAUCCAAUGUAAGAUCACUGUUUCUCAAAGGAUCAUUACCCAUUGUUGUAUAUUAAAUAUGCUGAAUUGAAUAUAUAGACAAAUGUUCAAAUAAGUUUAAUUUUAAUGCUGCUAAGUAGGAGGUUAUAUGUUGUGUACUGCAUACACUGUUAAAUCUUCUUAAUCUAAAAACUGUAUACAUAAUUAUGACCUUUUUCUGGGUGUACCUGCAUAAGAUAUUUCCAGAGGAUUAUUUUGUAAUAA
Molecule: messenger RNA, 3993 nt
Organism: Archocentrus centrarchus (flier cichlid)
Lineage: Eukaryota; Metazoa; Chordata; Actinopteri; Cichliformes; Cichlidae
Product: N-acetyllactosaminide beta-1,3-N-acetylglucosaminyltransferase 3-like
Exons: 3
Coding region: 473-1642 (389 amino acids)
Biological process (GO): protein O-linked glycosylation; poly-N-acetyllactosamine biosynthetic process
Cellular component (GO): Golgi membrane
Molecular function (GO): hexosyltransferase activity; UDP-glycosyltransferase activity
Source: RefSeq, a predicted model, not a curated record